GAUGGAAGCUUUGUAGCAGGUGCAGGCAGUACAGAAAUUGAGCUGAGCCGUCUCGUAGAACAGUAUGGUUCACAGUGUCCAGGACUUGAACAGUAUGCUAUCAAGAAGUUUGCAGAAGCUUUGAGGGUGUUCCCUAAAGUUCUUGCUGACAACUGUGGUGCAUCUGAUCAAGAAACACUCUCUAACUUGUUGGCAGCCCACACUGAGGGAAAAACAAAUGCAGGAUUUGAUUGUGAGGGUAAUGGAUCAAAUGUUAUUGAUGCAUCAGAGAAGGAAAUCUAUGAUCUCUACCUUACCAAAUACUGGGCUUUGAAAUAUGCUACUUCAGCAGCGAAUCAAAUCCUUCGCGUUGAUCAGAUUAUUAUGGCAAAGCGAGCUGGUGGACCGAAGUCGAGAGGAAUGGGUCCACAGGAUCCUGAUGAUGAUUAGUCACAAUUGCCAGCUAAUGUUCUUUUGCACUAUAGAAUUAUAUUUCACAGCCUGUGUUAAUGGUUUUCUCUCCUAUUUCUUGGCUGCCUUACAAGAAUUAACACAAGUUGAUAAAGGAAAGUAACAUUUUUAACAUGCUUAAUAAGUUUCCAAGCAGGUAUACAGUAGUGCUUAUUAAACUACCUAAUUUCAGCAGCCCCUGGAAAGUGCGAACAAACUCUAUUGUUAAAAGAUGGACCAUAAUGUGGGUUUCCUAUACCAGUGCUGUCAUCCACAGUGUGAUGUGUUCUCUGCGACUGGUGCUUUUUAUAUAAAGUAUGUAAUGCAGC
Molecule: messenger RNA, 758 nt
Organism: Homarus americanus (American lobster)
Lineage: Eukaryota; Metazoa; Arthropoda; Malacostraca; Decapoda; Nephropidae
Product: T-complex protein 1 subunit theta-like
Biological process (GO): protein folding
Cellular component (GO): chaperonin-containing T-complex
Molecular function (GO): ATP-dependent protein folding chaperone; ATP binding; ATP hydrolysis activity
Source: RefSeq, a predicted model, not a curated record